AUGGCUGACGAAAAGAAGCCGAACUCUUUAGGUUUCUUCUCCAGCUUCGACGAUUUGAGCGACAGCAGUGACUCAGACGAGGAGAAAGAGAGCCGAAAGAAGAAGAGUCAGAAAGCCGGGACAGAAGCUCCGCGAGACGGCGUCCAGUCCGAGCCGCAUGCCGCCAAACGGAGCGCCGGCGGAGCUCCGCUACCCAGACCCGACGAGCUGUUCAGCUCCGUGUCCAGGCCCGCUUUCCUCUACAACCCUCUCAACAAGCAGAUAGACUGGGACAGUCUGACCGUCAAAGCUCCAGAAGAGCCUGUGAGAGAGUUUAAGCCAUGGAAGACCAAUGCUGUUCCCCCUCCUGAAAGCUACACUGCUGAACCAGAGAAGAAGAAGGGACCUCCUCCAGGCAUGGACAUGGCUAUAAAGUGGUCCAAUGUGUAUGAAGACAAUGGGGAUGAUGCUCCACAAGCUCAUACUGGGAAAGCCAAGUUUCUUCCCACAGAGGAGCAACCUUCUGAUUCAGACGAAGAACCCGAGAAGCCAGCCCUCUCUGCCAAGAAACGUCGAGUGGAAACCUUCCAACAGAAGGAGAAGCGGAAGAGGGACUUGGGACAAGCUACCUCAGAUAAAAAUUUUGUAGAAGAGGAGAAACGGAUCCUCAGGCAGCAGAUUGAGUAAGAC
Molecule: messenger RNA, 669 nt
Organism: Thalassophryne amazonica
Lineage: Eukaryota; Metazoa; Chordata; Actinopteri; Batrachoidiformes; Batrachoididae
Gene: c10h1orf52
Product: chromosome 10 C1orf52 homolog
Exons: 3
Coding region: 1-666 (221 amino acids)
Source: RefSeq, a predicted model, not a curated record